CGAACUCAUCGUCUUCCCAAGCGCGCAGAGAGAGAGAGAAAGAGAGAGAGAAUGGGGCGGGAGGUUUCAGAAAGCUGCAUAGACAGCCUCGUGACCGAAAUGGUGUUUUCUUUUUGCAAUCGCUUCUACGCCGAUAAGUCCGACCUCGCUGCCCGCAGGAUCGAGGCCAUCGGCUAUCAGGUCGGUCAUCAGCUCUCCGAAAGGUACACCAUGGAGCGACCUCGUUUUAGUGACCAUUUGGAAGCAAUCAAGUUCAUAUGCAAGGACUUUUGGUCGGAAGUUUUCAAGAAACAGAUUGACAAUUUGAAGACUAAUCAUAGAGGUACAUUUGUGCUGCAAGAUAAUCGCUUCCGUUGGCUUUCUCGCAUGUCCGUCGAGCCAUCACUUGAAACGGGUCAGGAGGGUGAGAACAAGGCAACAGAAGCAAUGAGCAUGCAUCUCUAUUUUCCUUGUGGAAUCAUAAGAGGGGCUCUUUCAAACUUGGGGAUUCCUUGUGCUGUUUCAGCAGAUAUUUCCAAUCUCCCUGCAUGCUCGUUCGUUAUUCGCAUAAAGGCGUGAUGAGCAGUUCAGGACAGUGAUUGAGACUAAGCUCCCUUCCCUAGCCUUUGCUUUUUGGUGACUUAACAUGGUAAGCGAUUUGUGGAAAUGAAGGCAAGAAUUGAAGGACUUCCUGAACCUGAAGUCAUGUUGGUCCAAGCUGAUUCUUGAGAGACUAGUCACAAAAUGAGAACGUUUGUUGGUUGCAAGUUUCAGGGUAUGUAUGCUGGAUACUCGCUUUCCUGUAGUGUGAUAAGUUUUUUAACCUUCUAUUAGGACUUGACGCAAAUUGUACAUUGUAACUCGUAUUCUGCCAGGCGGAUCUCACACCUUCUGUAUUGCUUUCGAAUUUGAGGAACAAGGGAAAAUCUUGUUUUAUAGUUCU
This is a messenger RNA of Rhodamnia argentea, 922 nucleotides long. Its product is annotated as trafficking protein particle complex subunit 6B. NCBI's taxonomy places the organism in Eukaryota, Viridiplantae, Streptophyta, Magnoliopsida, Myrtales, Myrtaceae. Gene Ontology annotation, cellular component: TRAPP complex; cis-Golgi network; trans-Golgi network. The transcript is spliced from 4 exons. Bases 52 to 558 code for a protein of 168 amino acids. Gene Ontology annotation, biological process: endoplasmic reticulum to Golgi vesicle-mediated transport; regulation of GTPase activity. The record is from RefSeq and is a predicted model, not a curated record.